AUGAUGAACGGUUUCUACAAAAAAAAAAAUUCUACAAAAAAAAAAAAUUCUACACCACUCGGACCGAACUGGCUUCGGGACGAGACUGCGCAGGCGCUGCCAACGGUGCAGGAGGGGGAGAGCUUCAAGUGGUGCGGCUAUGCCUUCUUUCGCCACGGUGACUCGAAACUGUUUUGGACCCAUGUUCUUGACAGGAUCAAGGCCAAGGCCCGCGCCGCUCGAGACCGGACACUUUCGCCGAGUGGGAAGGUUUUCUAUGCCAACGCUCACAUCAUCUCGACGGUCCUCCACGUGCUGUCCUUCGACAUACCGCCUCAAUGGUUCAUUAAGGCGGCGGAGACGGCACUUACGGACUUUGUCUGGGGAGGAGCAGGGCGAAAUACCGUCGCUCGCGAUUUCGUGUUCCAGGCUCGGGAGGACGGUGGCUUGGGUUUGAUUUCGAUUGGCGACAUCGUUCAUUCGGUGGCGCUUCGAUUUUGGGAUGCUGUGGCGGGCUCGGACGAGGCGAUCUGGGCGCCCCUAGCUCGCGAGAGCUGGAGGUCCCUCGUCGCUGCGACCCGCGAUUUCAGUCCGUGGGGGUUCUUCAGCAGCACGGCUCGGGUCGAGAAGCUGUAUCGCGACUCGACGCGCUGGGGGGCAGUCGUUGCAGCGGCCAGGGUCACAGUUCCAACCAUCAAGUCCGAACUCCUUACGCUUCCCGAAUUGCUCUCGCUUCCGCCUCGCCUCCCUUCACUCUAUGCUGAAGGUGCCCAGCACGCAUAUGACGAUGCGGACGCGGUGGCGAAGUUUGCGCAGAUCGCGGACCUGUACUGGAGGGACGAAGGGAAGGGAUGGGCUCUGGUUGGUCAUCGACGCGGGUUCUGGCAGCACUCUAAGGAACCCGCCCUACAGCACGAGCACGUGUGGUCGCGCGUGGGUCAGUUGCUCAAGGCGAAAGCGUUGCUGCCCAAGACCGCGUUGCGACCUGCUCGGAUACCUCUCAAGGAGGCUCCCCGUCCUCGGUGCUUCAACUUCUUUGGGCUCUCCCGACCUUUUACGAUUCGCAAGCUUCGUCGGCUUGUGAACAAGGUGCGGUUCCCAGGGAGGGAGGACCGUGUCAAGCGUUUCCCUGAUGGGACUUCUCAGAGCGAUAGGAAGCGCUUCUGGAGAUGGCUUCAUGACCGGUUCGCGUCUGCUGUCGAGCAGGACACCCACUGGCGGCUCAUGUACGACGUGACGCCGACGCGCAAGAGGCAGCAUACUCAGGGUCAUGCCUCUUCGCCGACGUGUCUGUUCUGUGGCAACGAUGCAGCGGUCAUCGAGACGGUGUCCCACUACUUUUUCGAGUGCGCGUACUCGACCAGCUUCUGGGGUGGGGUGCUACGCAUUCUGCUUGACAAGCUCGGCAUCGAGGAUACCGACGUCGAUCCGUCGACGUUCACUCCGGAGCAGCUGACUAUGGGGCUCCCCCUUUUGCGGGGUCGUGGGAGAACGACCUCGAAAUGGAUGUGGGUUCGGCUGGCCUGCGCGAUCGGUUUCCAGCGGCUGCACCUGCUCCGCUGGCGCGUUCAUCAGCGGUUCGAGCUGGACAACGUCGUGGCCCCUCCCUCGCUUCCCAGUGCGCUCAGAGCGUUCGAGCGAGAUUUUCUCUCUCGAGCGGGUUUUGUGCCUGGGGUUCGAGAUUGGGAGGUGUGAUGACCGAGUUAAGUCCUUCCUUCCCAUUUUCCUCCCCUCCUUUCCUCCCUUCCUUUUCGGUCAGAAGCUGACUGUCUUGAAACUUGUUGCGCAGUGGAAGGCUGCGCACCUCUCCCUCUCUCUACUUUGUGCAGUAGCGGUUUUCGUUCUUGGAUGGAUCGGCAAGCCGGGUCGAUCGUCGUUGCGUUGGAGGCUUUGUGAAGUUCUCCCCUCUCUUUCCCCCCCUUUCUCCCUUCUCUUCCUCAUCUCGUUCCUGUUGCUCGGUUGUUGACUACGCUUCAGCCACUUCUCCUUUUAUUCCUAAGCCGUGUGUUGGAUUCCGUCGAAUAGAUCGUUCGUUCGCGUUGGUCAAGAUCUACGGCAUGGAUCGGGAAGAAAGGUCGCUUGUUUUUUUGGUCAAUAUCCUCGCGUCAAGGCGAGGCUUGUUUCGUUGUAUUGGAUCGUUUUCGCUCGGCCCCGACGGCUCAACAGCCAGCACUCGAGACUCAGCCAAGGGAGGACAUCAGGCGCUGUCGGGGUGACGAGUAG
This is a messenger RNA of Microbotryum saponariae, 2202 nucleotides long. NCBI's taxonomy places the organism in Eukaryota, Fungi, Basidiomycota, Microbotryomycetes, Microbotryales, Microbotryaceae. The record is from the annotation of a GenBank genome assembly.